This is a messenger RNA of Sorghum bicolor (sorghum), 1380 nucleotides long. Its product is annotated as UDP-glycosyltransferase 91B1. Bases 1 to 1380 code for a protein of 459 amino acids. The transcript has a single exon. The record is from RefSeq and is a predicted model, not a curated record. NCBI's taxonomy places the organism in Eukaryota, Viridiplantae, Streptophyta, Magnoliopsida, Poales, Poaceae. Gene Ontology annotation, molecular function: UDP-glycosyltransferase activity.
AUGCACAUCGUCAUCUUCCCGUGGCUCGCUUUCGGCCACCUGCUUCCCUGCCUCGAGCUCGCUGAGCGUCUGGCCGCGCGCGGUCACCGCGUGUCGUUCGUUUCCACGCCGCGCAACCUCGAGCGACUCCCGUCCGUGCCUCCCGCGCUGGCGCCGCUCGUCGAGCUCGUCGCGCUGCCGCUCCCGCGCAUCGACGGCCUCCCGGACGGCGCCGAGUCCACCAGCGACGUGCCAUACGACAAGUUCGAGCUCCACAGGAAGGCCUUCGACGGCCUCGCCGCGCCGUUCGCGGCGUUCCUCGACGCCGCGUGCGCGGCGGUGGAUGGUGGAGCCAGGAGGAGGCCCGACUGGGUCAUCGCCGACUUUAUCCACCACUGGGUCGCCGCUGCUGCCCAGGACCGCAACGUUCCAUGCGCCAUGCUCGUCCCGUGCGCCGCAAGCAUCGCGGGCUCCGCCGGCCCGCCGCCGCCGGUGGACUCGGACGCGGAGCAACGGCAGGCGAUCGACCAGUCCAUGAGCGCGGCACCACCGUUCGAGCAGCAGCAGGCCGCGGAGCUUUUCGCCACCGUGGGCGACUCGGGGCCGUCCAUCAUCAGCCGCUUCGUCCAGACGCUGGCGAGGUCCAGGUUCUUCGCCGCUCGGAGCUGUCCCGAGCUGGAGCCGGAAGCGUUCCCGCUCCUGACGAGGCUCUACGGCAAGCCGGCCGUCCCGCUCGGCAUGCUGCCGCCGCAGCCCGACGGAACGCGCGGCGUCAGCUGGAGCACGGAGGACGACGACUCGACCAUGCGGUGGCUCGACGCGCAGCCCGCCAAGUCGGUCGUGUACGUCGCGUUGGGAACCGAGGCGCCGCUGCGUGUCGAGCUGCUCCGCGAGCUUGCCCACGGCCUGGAGCUCGCCGGGACGCGCUUCCUCUGGGCCCUGAGGACGCCGGUCGGCGUCCAAGAAGACGGCAUCGUACCCGACGGGUUCGUGGAGCGCACCGGCGACCGUGGGCUCGUGGCGACGCGGUGGGUUCCUCAGGUCAGAGUGCUGGCGCACGGCGCCGUCGGCGCGUUCCUGACGCACUGCGGGUGGGGUUCCAUCGUCGAGGGGCUCCAGUUCGGGCACCCGCUGAUCAUGCUGCCCAUCUUCGGCGACCAAGGCCCCAACGCGCGGCUCAUGGAGGGGUGGAAGGUCGGGUUGCAGGCAGCGAGGAACGAGACGGACGGAUCUUUCGACCGGCACGGCGUUGCCGGAGCAGUUCGGGCCGUCGCGGCGGAGGAGGAGGGGAAGGUGUUGGCGACCAACGCUAGGAAGCUGCAGCACAUCGUGGCGGACAGAGCGUGCCAAGAGAGGUGCAUCGACGUGUUUAUUCAGCAUUUGAGAUCCUGCAAGGGAUGA